UUCCAUGACAUGAUCCUCCUGGUGGAGACGUCCGACUUGACUGCCAGGGUCUGACGGUGGACCGAGUGUACUUUCCUUAAUCUCCGUAAAACUCACUACUGUUGCUCUGCGUGAGCCUAAAAAGCUGUGAAAAUGAUUAAAAACGGCCACCACGACACGGAGGAGCAAGUUGGGGGAGGCGACCGUAAUAAUACACCGGCUGCUUCGGGGUGCAGCCCGGAGAAAAGGAAGCGAGUUGUUCGGCUGUGGUGUGACGGCUGUUAUGAUAUGGUCCACUAUGGUCACUCAAAUCAACUGCGGCAAGCUAAAGGAAUGGGGGAUUACCUCAUUGUUGGAGUGCAUACAGAUGCUGAAAUCUCCAAGCACAAGGGCCCACCAGUCUUCACUCAGGAAGAGCGCUAUAAGAUGGUGCGAGCUAUCAAGUGGGUGGAUGAGGUUGUUGAAGGAGCACCCUACGUUACAACCCUGGAGACUUUAAACAAAUUCAACUGUGACUUCUGUGUGCAUGGAGACGAUAUCACGCUGACUGUGGAUGGCAAGGACACGUAUGACGAAGUGAAGAGGGAAGGACGUUAUCGGGAAUGUAAACGCACUCAGGGGGUCUCCACCACAGACCUUGUGGGACGUAUGCUCCUCAUGACCAAAUCACAUCAUAGCAACUUGGAUAACCCAGAUUAUCAGCAGCAUACAGACAAUUUUGGGAAGGGACCUAAAGGCCACAGUCCGUGGACUGGAGUGUCUCAGUUCUUACAAACGUCCCAGAAGAUCAUACAAUUUGCCUCAGGAAAGGAGCCUCAACCCGGAGACACCAUCAUCUACGUGGCUGGGGCAUUUGACCUCUUCCACAUUGGUCAUGUUGACUUCCUGGCGAUGGUGUACAAGCUGGCAAAAAAGCCCUAUAUCAUUGUUGGUCUGCAUUUUGACCAGGAAGUGAAUCGGUAUAAGGGAAAGAACUAUCCAAUCAUGAACGUUCAUGAAAGGACCCUGAGCGUCCUGGCCUGCCGGUACGUGUCAGAAGUGGUGAUUGGUGCACCCUACGCUGUGACCAAAGACCUAUUGGAUCAUUUCAAGGUGGACAUCGUUUGUCAUGGCAUGACAAAAGUAUUCCCUGACAAGGAUGGAACAGAUCCCUAUGCUGAGCCUAAGAGGAGAGGGAUAUUUAAGACCAUUGAUAGCGCAAACAAUCUCACUACUGAUGACAUCGUCAAGAGGAUCAUUGAAAACAGGCUGCAGUUUGAAGCUCGGAACCAGAAGAAAGAGGCCAAGGAGAUGGCGGUGAUUGAGGCCAUGAAAAGGAAAGAAGAGCAGGGUGAAACAGCUCAAUAGAGAAAUGGAACUCUAGGACUCUACUCUUGUAUUUUGGAUUGGCCGACUCUGGUACGUGGGUGAGCUGAACUAGGGUUGAAGAUCAACACUGUCUCAACAAGCUGCAGCUGCAUUUCAUCCAGCUGGACAAAGAAGCUUGUCUGGGCACAGGAUCCUGGUUUGUGUCUCUGUGCUCUGGUUUCUCUCCAUACUCUGCUUUUGAACCACAUUUAGCUGUUUUUACCGCUAUAUUUUAACACAAAAUUUAUUGCAAUAUACAACUAGUAUGUAAAAUCUGUAAUUUAUUGGAAAAUUAUAAAUUGUCACUUAUAUUGACAUUUUAAAUGAGUUUUUACAAAUAGUCUGUUCUAGACCUGUGGCGCUAAUGGUUCAUUUUAGCACAAUAAGAAUGAUAAGGGACUAAGUUUUUGUUAGUCUUAUUCAUCAUAAAAAAACACAAUUCCAUUUUAAAUGGUCUUAGUUAUUAUCUUAUGAACUGGAUUUUUAGCUACUUUUUAGCUCCUAUUCACUUACCUGAAUUUUUGUGUGCGUGUGUCCUGCAUCAUUAAAGGAAUGGUGGUUUGGCUUGUUAAAAACCUCACAGCCACAUUCCUAAAGCUAUAAAAUGACAGGGUUAUAUGUAAACUAAUUCGGAUGUCGACUACAUGUCUCAACAGUUUUCUUAGUCCCCUGAGCAAAGUGCUUUGGAAAAAAAUGUAUGUUCAAGGCUUUGCAUGUUCCAAUGACAGAACAAUGUUAGUGAACAUUGUUUAUUUUUUCAGACAAUAUAUUUCUAAAGGGCGCCUGUAGGGUUCAGAGAAAUAGCUUAUGAGAUUAUUUAAGUCUUCAACAUACUGAUAAUUCUAAUGUAUAAAUUAAUAAAUCUGCCAUCUUGCAAAGAAUUGUAUGUUUUUU
Molecule: messenger RNA, 2220 nt
Organism: Corythoichthys intestinalis (scribbled pipefish)
Lineage: Eukaryota; Metazoa; Chordata; Actinopteri; Syngnathiformes; Syngnathidae
Gene: pcyt2
Product: phosphate cytidylyltransferase 2, ethanolamine
Exons: 12
Coding region: 133-1326 (397 amino acids)
Biological process (GO): phosphatidylethanolamine biosynthetic process
Cellular component (GO): cytoplasm
Molecular function (GO): ethanolamine-phosphate cytidylyltransferase activity
Source: RefSeq, a predicted model, not a curated record